AUGAACACGAACGAGAAAGCCAUCUCCGAACACAUCUUCGCCGUGCCCUCAACCUCCAGCAGCAGCAGUACCACUAACGACAUCACCCUCACCACGACAAUAACCUCCAUCACCACCCUAACCACCCCCUUCCACGAUCUCUCCAACCUCACCAUCCUCCCGCAGAUCCUCCGCGAAGGCAUCCUCUUCACCGGCGUCGGCGCCGCCCUCCUGCUGCAAGCCGCCUACCCGGGCAUACAAUCCGCCUUCCCAUACGACUCCCACCACACCCUCACGCACAACCUCACCUCCACCCUCCAAACCACCCUCCAGCACAUAGCAGUCCUCGUCUUCGGCACCCCGCAGGAGAGACCAAUCCUCCUCACUCGCCUCCACGCAGGCCCCGGAAAUUCUCACCGGCAAAUCACCCCCCCGCAAACCCGCCUCUGGAUCGCAGCCACCAUCUACGCAACAGCAACAGAUCUCUACGAGCGCACCUACGGCUGCACCGACCACCGCAGCGCCGAACGCGCCUACGAGGAGUUCACGGUCGUGCUGACCGCGCUGGGUCUGGUGGAGGCGGCGCUGUGGCCCCCCUCGCGCCGGGAGUUUUGGGAGUACUGGGAUGGACAGGUGGCGCGGCUGGCUGUGACGGCGGAGGCGCAUCGAGUGGCCAAAGAGGUGCUUGCGGCCGGGGACCAGUCGAUGGUGGUGCGGGGGAUGUUUCCGAAAGGGUGGGCGAAGGUGUUGAGGCCGGUGGUCAGGGCGCUGACGAUCGAGUUGCUGCCGCUGGCGGUCAGGGAGGCGUAUGGGUUGCGAUCGUCGGGGGCGACGAGGGGGUGGUAUCGCGGGGUGAUGGCUGGGUUUGGUCGGGGGGUGUAUCCUGCGAUGCCGGGGUGGGUGAGACAGUAUCCUUUGCGGGUGUGUCUGGGGAGGUGGAGGGAGGGGGUUGACUAUCGGUAG
Molecule: messenger RNA, 942 nt
Organism: Aspergillus saccharolyticus JOP 1030-1
Lineage: Eukaryota; Fungi; Ascomycota; Eurotiomycetes; Eurotiales; Aspergillaceae
Product: oxygenase MpaB family protein
Exons: 1
Coding region: 1-942 (313 amino acids)
Molecular function (GO): oxidoreductase activity
Source: RefSeq, a predicted model, not a curated record